AUGCAAACUUUGCUUGCCCUUCUUCUUUCAGGCCUCUGGCACAAUGUUCAAAGCUUUCAUUGCAACAAGAUUGAUCCGGUACCCGCAAGCCAAAGUAACGCUGAAUUAGUGAGAACCGAAAACUGUCGAAACGAUCAUGCCUGCUUCACAAGUGUCAAAGAUGGUCGGCUCACUAUGGGUUGCUUCGACUCGGUAAAGCAUUGGGAUCAUAUUGCGUUAUGUUUCGCCAAACCCGACACUGAAACAGGUUGCUCAUACGAUAAAAUGACGCGCCUCGGCUUUGACAAUUGGGGGACAGGAUUUUGCUGUUGUCGAAGUGAAAAGUGCAACCAACUACCACCUGAAUGGCUUGCUCUUUCAUCUUGGCGCCUUAGAUGGAGAAUUUGUUCAAACUUUUUGAUAGUGGCCACUGUCUUCUCGUUUGCUUUCUAUGGAUAUGGACUAUUGGAGUCACAGAGCAGAAAAACACUAGGCAAGAAGGAAAAGAGAGGUAAUGGAAGCUGGAUUUCUUAG
Molecule: messenger RNA, 513 nt
Organism: Cylicocyclus nassatus
Lineage: Eukaryota; Metazoa; Nematoda; Chromadorea; Rhabditida; Strongylidae
Source: the annotation of a GenBank genome assembly